Molecule: messenger RNA, 2993 nt
Organism: Aphanomyces invadans
Lineage: Eukaryota; Oomycota; Saprolegniomycetes; Saprolegniales; Verrucalvaceae
Exons: 3
Coding region: 21-2903 (960 amino acids)
Cellular component (GO): endoplasmic reticulum membrane
Molecular function (GO): zinc ion binding
Source: RefSeq, a predicted model, not a curated record
GCUGGAAUUGCGUGCUGUCUAUGGACAGAACGGACUCGAUGGACUUCGAUGAGCAUCUCGACGCCGCUGAAUGCCGCGUCUGUCGUGAAGAAGCGGACUCUCGGCGUCGGCUCUUCGCUCCAUGCAAAUGCAACGGGUCGAUUCGGCACAUCCACUCCGACUGCUUGAUUCAGUGGCUCAAUUUCUCCAAGCGCGAAACAUGCGACUUGUGCAGCCACGCGUUUACGUUUCGACAAGUCUACGCCCACGGAUGUCCUGAAGUGUUGCCGUUCCGCGACAUUCUCACUUCAUCCGUCAAGUUGAUCAGCCGUCACGCGCUUGAGUACAUCCGAAUGGGCGCGAUCCUGGUGAUGUGGGCUGCCGUGACCCCAUAUUGCCUCAGUUGGAUCUACCGUUUAUGGUUCCUUCGAUCACCGUCCAUGGCAUCCGUGCACUUUUUUGACCGCGUCCACUCUCUCGAACGGGUCGUGGAUGACAUCUUUUUUGGUCUGAUCUUGAUGAUGGUUGUUGUUUUGGCGGGAUUUUACGUGAUCUGCAUCGCGGAAGAUGUUCAGACCGAGUCCAACCGAUACCAUCGCGAUGCGUUGAUUGCGUCCGGCUGGCACAUAGACGAAGAAGCGGAGCCAGAAGGAGAAUCGGACGACGACCAGGAUGACUUCGACGACGUCGGUCCAUUUGUUGCAGAAGUAGGCGCGCCACGCCGCCGUAUUCGCCUCCGAGAAGCAGACAAUCUUCCAUUUGCCGCAGAGCCUCCUCAAGAUCCCGCCAAUCCGCCCCCCGCACCCCACGAACCUCAUCACGAUCAAGACCACCAGCAUCACGACCAUGCCCAAGGCCCCGAUGAAGUUGACUGGAUGUGGGAAGUCAUGGGUUUUCAAGCACCGUGGCCGGUUGUCCUACGCAAUGUCCUCUUCUUUCUCGUUUUGGCCUCUGGCUUCCUCGUCGUGUUUGUGUUUGCGCCGCAUGCUUUUGGGGCUCUGUACAAUGGCCGAGGUCUCCACUUGCCCCUGCCCUCCUCGCUUUUGGCAACUGCGCAAGAAGCCUUCGAUGCAGCCAAGGCCCGCGGCGACUGUCUUCAGUUCCUCGAUGUUGUUCGAUGCCUGUCGACGUACGUGUCAUGGGGGUCCGGUCUCCUCCUUUGGCGUGCAGUUCGGCCAUCUAUCAUCAGUCCCCACUUGGGGCCGUUCUUCGGACCCAUCUUCUGGGCCAUGUCGUGCAUGUGCGCCGCCGCCAAGGUCACGUCUCAUCUCGUCCUCAAAGUGUUCGUCCUGCCCGUCGUAAUUGGAACUGCCGUCGACGCCGCGACCCUGCCGCUCUUCCAAGCCGCAGCAAUGCAUCGACUGACGUUUGCACUUCACAAUAUGCUGGCAGCGUACGUGAUGCACUGGGUGCUCGGCAUGUCUUUCAUCCAUUUUGUGUCGGUGGCCGUGCUGCAGUUGAGAGAAGUGCUGCACCCGGACAUCCUCACAGGAAUCCUGCACCCGCAUGACCCGUACCAAUACCGAGUCAAAAACAUCUUGGCGGGGUCGAUGCCGCGGCAGUAUUGCGCCAUGGCGUUCGCCACACUCAAAUACAUUGCGUUCGUGCCAGUUCUCGUGUACCUUCCCGUUGUGACUGCCACGACGCUGCUCCCGUCCGGGUGGUUCCCGCUCGAGCUGCGCUUUCGUUACAUAUUCGCGCUGGUCCAAGUGCCGCUGGAGCUUGCAAUUGUCCACAUCAACGUGCAAGAUUCGCUGGACCACUUUGCCCCAAACAUUGGUGACCUGCAGACGCUGUGGAUGGCCACAAUGUGCCGGCAUUUGGGACUGGUCGAAUUCCUCCUGCCGCGCGUCCCAGCCCUCGUUCACGGGGACCCAGACGUGGUUUUAACGCUACCCGAUCUCGUGUUCGACCCGUUGGAUGACAACCAUCCCCACCACGGCCAUGAACCCGUGGUGUACGGCUACCGGCGCAAGGAAUGGCCAAAGAACGGUGCUGCCGACGCGUUGAAAAUGGAGUACACCCUGCUUCCACGAACUACGCCGCCUUUUGUGGCCGGACGACUUGCCGUUCUUGCUGUGUUGUGGUGGGGGACCAUGUUUGCUGCCAUCGCUGCAGUAACCAUCGGACCGCUCGUGGUUGGCCGAUGUGCCUCGGCCCUUCUCGAUCGGUACUUUGGAGGCGGCCAUGACUCGUUCAGUUUCGCAGCUGGGGUUGUGAUCUACUUUAUAGUGUUGUAUGCGGCGGAAGCGUGUGCUGCGCUGUCGAUUCCCCACAACGAGAUCGACCCCGAGCUUCGUCAACGCGGGUACGAAGUGCGCGGCAUGUCACGCCAUGGGCUAAUCCUCGCCGUGGGGCUGUACAUGGUGGGGUUGCCAUACCUGAUUGGAGUGCUUGUGUCGAUGUUGCUGCCGGCAUCGCCGUGGCCGAGCCUGCUCGAGUCGACGUGCUUCGGCGUCAUUGUGAUGCAGUUCUGCCUGUACUGGGCGUGCUGCCUUGUCCGAUGGGACGAAGGGAGUGUGCUGGACUCGCUGACCCUUGCGAUGAACCAAAUUCACUUCCACGUGAUGGCCAACUGCGCAGGGGUCGUCGACGAAGGCGAUCUCACACACAAGUGUUUGGACCUGGCAACGUUCAAAGCCAACGUCGUCUGGCCGCUCGUACACGUGGUUAGCGCGGGGCUUGUCGUGCCCCUCGUGUGCAGCUCCGUGUACCGGCACGCGUUCGACGGGAUGCUGCACGUGACCCAUGUCCAUGUGUUUCGCGCGGCAUUUGCGACCCAAGUCAUCGUUGGCCUCGUCGUGGUCGGCCAAACAUCCAAAGCUACCGCCAGGUGGCUCCAGGACCUGCACGACGCCAUUCGAGAUGACCUGUACUUGAUCGGACGCGAACUCACCGACUACGAGCAUCCCAAGCAGUGCUAGCUAGAACUCCUUUGUGUAUUUAAGCAUGUGAUCCUAAUGCAACCAUCGACCCGCGCACGCGGUGCCCGCAGAGGAUAUAUUGAAUUCAAC